Neocloeon triangulifer is the source of this 1536-nucleotide messenger RNA. It is a transcript of the gene vimar, whose product is annotated as GTPase-GDP dissociation stimulator vimar. Gene Ontology annotation, biological process: positive regulation of GTPase activity. NCBI's taxonomy places the organism in Eukaryota, Metazoa, Arthropoda, Insecta, Ephemeroptera, Baetidae. The coding region runs from base 1 to 1536 and encodes 511 amino acids. The transcript has 6 exons. Gene Ontology annotation, cellular component: cytosol. Gene Ontology annotation, molecular function: guanyl-nucleotide exchange factor activity; protein binding. The record is from RefSeq and is a predicted model, not a curated record.
AUGGUGGCCUUGACCAAUCUGUUGCACCUCAGCAAUCAGUCCAACGUGCAGCUCCAGGCAUGCAGAGCUCUCGGAAAUAUUUGCUAUGAAAAUGAUGAUGGACGAGCACAAGUGCUUGAAGUGGAAAAGGGUUUGGAGACAGUCCUGGCAUUGCUGAGCCAAGCAAUAAAACAGAAUCCGCAACUAAAGGGCGUUGUCGCCGGAUUUCUGCUGAACUUGUUGGCCGGACAGGAGGAGACGCAGAAGAAGGCGUUGGAACUCGGUGUGGUGCCUAUUUUGACAGACUUCCUGGAGUCAAGCAACGAAGAAGACAACGGACAGAGUCACAUUUUGAUGAUCCUCAAUCUGUUGGCUGACAUUGACAAUGAGCUGCUCAGCGACCGUCUGUGCAAGGCGCUGGUGACUUUGCUCGGACGAACGACCUCUGGAGAAAUCAGCGAAAUGUGCUUGGAGCUCAUGCUGGGCCAAGCAGAAAAUGAAUCUGUAAAAUCUCACUUAGCCAAGGCCAAACUUUGUGAGCAACUGAACGGCUUGGCGCACAAACACAAAGAUCUCUUGCAGGACGACGAGGCCAGGAGCCUUCUAAAAAUGGCCUGUGACUUAAUAGUCUCCGUUCUGACUGGGGACGACGCAAUGGAGCUUUUGUACAAAGACGGGGAGGGACAAGUUUUCAAGGAAAUGGCUGAGUGGUUGUCUGCCGAAGACGAAGAUCUUCAGGUCACAGCCGUUCUAGCCAUGGGCAAUUUUGCAAGGACCGACAAACACUGUGCCCAAAUCGUGCAAAAGGGAAUCGGUAAAAAACUUUUGGCAUUGGUUGAUAAGAAUAAUUCGACGUCAGGAGGCAUCAGACUGCAACACGCUCUCCUCAGUGCUCUUCGAAAUCUCGCAAUCCCAGCUGAAAACAAACCAAUUCUGCUGAAGGAUGGUUUGUUGGAUAGUGUUCUUCCCAUGUUGGAAAUUCCCACCUCCCCUGUGGUCUUCAAACUUCUCGGCACUUUGAGAAUGGCAAUCGACGGCCAAGAAAAUGCUGCUGGUCAGUUGGGAACAAAUGAAUCCCUGUUGAACAAAAUCGUCGGUUGGUGUUCAACUGAUGACCACCCUGGGGUUCAGGGUGAAGCAAACCGCCUUCUGGCCUGGUUGGUGAAAAACGCCAAAAGGUCGGAGGUGAACAAAGCUGUGGCAGCAGCAGGAGGCGUCAAGUGCCUGGCGUCGAUGCUGGUUGCUGAGCAUGUUGUCAUGAGAAACGAAGCCCUUUUAGCCUUGGCCCUAAUCUCAUCUUCCGCAAAAGAUCUGCCUGAGGCCACCCUGAAUGUUUUCAAAGACGCAACGACCGCUUCCAACCUGAGCACUGUACUGAAGGAAGCCAAAGACGUACCUAUGACAUCGAACGCGCUGGCAGUUAUCAAACUACUUGUGCCUAUUGCUAAGGAGAGCCUGAUCAAAGCCGACAUACCGUCAAUCCUGAAAACCCUUUCGAACGACGAGUCUGUGACAAAGGAGGCUCAAGUAAUUGCUAAGAUGCUGGACUCGGGCUAA